UCGUGCUCUCUGCCCCAAAAUGGCCAAGAAAUUGGUUCCACUGCUAAACCCUAAAUCUCUUCUGCUCUGAUACGUUGUGCAAUUCCACCGAUUUCGAGGCUUGUGCCAUUGAUUCCCUGACGAAUUCACCUUACAGCUUCGGGGAAGAAAAGUAAAAUGUCUAAGGACCAAGAAAUCGCCAUUAACGAAGCCGUUCGCAAGCUUCAGCUCGCUCUGCUCGAUGGAAUCACAGACCAGAAACAGCUCUUCGCGGCGGGCUCGUUGAUGUCUCGUUCGGAUUACGAGGAUGUCGUUACGGAGCGCACAAUCGCUAAGCUCUGUGGUUACCCUCUCUGCGGAAGUUCUCUCCCUUCCGAACCUUCUAGAAGGGGAAGAUACCGAAUCUCUCUCAAGGAACACAAGGUGUAUGAUAUGCAGGAGGCUUGCAAGUUCUGUUCCUCUGAUUGUCUUAUCAGUAGUCGGGCGUUUUCGGGGACUCUAGCAGAGGCUCGGUGUUCGGUUUUCGAAUCGGUGAAGCUGAACGAGAUUUUGGGUUUGUUUGAAGAUUCAGAAGCGUUGGAGUCCGUGGAUGUGAAGGAAGAUUUAGGAUUGUCAAAGCUGACGAUCCAUGAGAAUGCGGAGUUGAAAGUUGGAGACAUGUCUUUGGAGGACUGGAUGGGUCCUUCCAAUGCCAUUGAAGGUUAUGUUCCGUUAAAUAAGAGCAAUAACAAAUCCAGAAAUCGCAAACAAGAUUCAGGGGCCACUCAGAACAAGCAGAGCAAAGAUGAGGUUUCGCUAUUUAGCGAGAUGGAUUUCACGAGCACUGUUAUUACCAGUGAUGAAUAUAGUGUUUCAAAGCUGCCGCCACAAACAGACAAAGCUUCUUCUGCUGGCAAAUCCGAGGAACUCAAAGGAAAAAGAGUUAUCAAAGAUCCGAGUCAAAGUUCAGUCUCUCCCAAGAAAAAGGAUUCAAGUUAUAGUGGUAAGAGUAAUAAACCAAAGACCAACAAGAAUAUUGGGUUUAGUGAGAUGGAUUUUGUGAGCGAAAUUAUCACUAGCAAUGAAUAUAGUGUUUCUAAACCUCUGCCUCAUUCUAUAGAAGUUCCUCUAGAUAGCCAAGCAAGAGAGGCCAAGGGGCAAAAAUAUCUGGAAACCAUGGAACAGCAAGUUUCUCUAACAGGAUCAUCAUCUGCUUUUCGAGAAAAGGGUUUGAGUGAGAAGCCAAAAGAAUCUGAAAGAAAGUUUAAAUUUGUUGAGAACGUUCCUGAUUCCUGUCAGGAUGGUGCUAUUAUACGCACAGGUGAAUCCUCAGCUCAGAAUAUAUCUUCUUCGAGUGAAACAUCACUUAAACCAUCCCUUAAACCUUCUGGCUCAAAGAAACUUAAUCGCUCAGUUACCUGGGCUGAUGAGAAUGCUGCUAGUGAUGGCCAUGGCAAUCUCUGUGAGUUUCGGGACAUUGAAGGUAGAAAUGAAGGUGUUGAUGCCUUCUCUUGUACAGACAGAGAUGAUGAUGAUGAUAAAGUAUCACGCCUUGCCUCAGCAGAAGCUCUUGCUAGGGCUUUGAGCCAGGCUGCAGAGGCUGUUGCUUCAGGAGAUUCAGAUGCCAGUGAUGCCAUUUCUAAAGCUGGAAUAGUUCUAUUGCCAAACCCACCCCAAGUUGAUGGAGAGAUAUACAAAGUGGAUGAUUCAGAGGAAGAAGAAACACCUGAAUCAGAGCCGACUCUUCUGAAGUGGCCUAAUAAACCUGGGAUUUUGGAUUCUGAUCUGUUUGAUCCUGAUCAAUCAUGGUUCGAUGGACCCCCUGAGGCCUUCAGCCUGACAUUAUCAGCUUUUGCAAUGAUGUGGAACGCAAUCUUUGGAUGGGUAUCGUCCUCUUCUCUGGCAUAUAUAUAUGGGAAGGAGGAAAAUGAACACGAGGAAUUUGUAUGCGUUAACGGGAGAGAAUACCCACGGAAGAUCAUCCUGAGCGACGGUCGUUCCUCAGAGAUCAAGGAGACAAUUGCUGGUUGUCUUGCGAGAUCUUUACCUGGGCUUACUACCGAUCUCAGACUGCCAAUACCGAUAUCUGAGCUGGAAAAAGGACUGGGGAGCUUGUUGGAGACAAUGACAUUCACAGAGGCGAUUCCGGCCUUGAGGAUGAAGCAAUGGCAAGUGAUUGUUCUUCUGUUCAUGGAUGCCCUCUCUGUUUCACGUCUCCCUCUGCUUACCCACUACAUAUCCAACACAAGCAAGGUGUUGGAGGGUGCAGGAAUAGGAACAGAAGAGUACGAGGUAAUGAAGGAUCUUCUGAUGCCCCUCGGCCGCGUUCCUCAGUUUUCCUCACGAAGCGGUGCAUAACAUAAUACUUACUCUAAGGAUACAUCAUCAAUUCCGUUCCCUUUUGUUUGUAAAAAAAAUUGAAUUUCAUAAUGAACCUGAACAACCAAAGAGGAGAUUAGGGUUUAAAAAAAGAGGAAUGGGAUUGCUUGGAAAUUGGUGGCACUAAAUGAUCAGGAGGGAGGAGAUGGGAGUUUUGCUGGAUCUUCCUCAGCCACAGGGGCAUCGUCAUUCUUCACUUCAAACCA
Messenger RNA from Tarenaya hassleriana, 2543 nucleotides. RefSeq names its product putative RNA polymerase II subunit B1 CTD phosphatase RPAP2 homolog. Gene Ontology annotation, cellular component: nucleus; cytoplasm. The transcript is spliced from 7 exons. NCBI's taxonomy places the organism in Eukaryota, Viridiplantae, Streptophyta, Magnoliopsida, Brassicales, Cleomaceae. Gene Ontology annotation, molecular function: RNA polymerase core enzyme binding; RNA polymerase II CTD heptapeptide repeat phosphatase activity. The record is from RefSeq and is a predicted model, not a curated record. Bases 157 to 2316 code for a protein of 719 amino acids.